AAGAAAAAUAUAUAAAUACUUUAAUCUCAAUUUUUUUGAGACCAUAAAUUACUAUUAUUUCUAAUUACAACAUUGUAAUAUAAUAUAAAUAUGACUGAUGAAUACGCGGCUGUUAAACGUGGAAAGCUAAUUCUUAAAGGGGAUAAACCGAAAGCAAAGAAACGGAAACAUAAGAAAAAAGAAAAAUCAGAAGGUGAUAGAGUUGAUGAAGACUCUGUAAAACAUGCUGGAUGGUGGAAGGUCGAGAAAAUUGAUGACAUUUCUGGAUCAAUUGCUGUUGAGUUUGGAAACAAUUCCUAUGUAUCAGCAUUAGAUAAUGGCCUCUUUACGAUAGGAGCCCCUCACGGUGACAGUGAAGGGCCAUCACCAGAAGAAAUAUUCACAGCUUUCCCAGCUGGUGAAAAUAAGUUUGCACUGAAAUCAGGAUAUGGGAAAUAUCUUGGUGUAUCAAAAGUGGGUGUUGUUAUAGGACGGUCAGAUGCAGUUGGCCCAAUGGAACAAUGGGAGCCAGUUUGGCAAGAUGGUAAAACAGCCAUCCUUAGUUCACUAAAUAAGUUUAUGUCAGUCGAUGAAGAUGAUUCAGUAGUUGCUCAGAGUCUUACAGCAAAUGAGAGUGUUAUCUGUAACAUACGAAGUAAUAAAAGCCGUGAGACCAGCAAGUCUGUGGUAGUUGAGGAAGAGGGGGAUCUCAAUGAAGUAGAAGUCAAUUAUGUAAAAAAGUUCCAGAAAUUCCAAGACAAAAAAUUACGGCUCAAUGAUGGUGGUAUUGUUGAACUGAAACGUGCUAAAACUGAGGGCAAUCUCCAUGAAACACUUUUGGAUCGUAGAAGUAAAAUGAAAGCUGAUAGAUAUUGUAAAUAAUUUAAUAUAAAGAUAUCUUUUA
Messenger RNA from Vanessa tameamea, 883 nucleotides. It is a transcript of the gene FRG1, whose product is annotated as protein FRG1 homolog. The transcript has 4 exons. Gene Ontology annotation, molecular function: actin filament binding. Lineage: Eukaryota; Metazoa; Arthropoda; Insecta; Lepidoptera; Nymphalidae. The record is from RefSeq and is a predicted model, not a curated record. Gene Ontology annotation, cellular component: nucleolus; striated muscle dense body; catalytic step 2 spliceosome. Bases 91 to 861 code for a protein of 256 amino acids.